Messenger RNA from Heteronotia binoei (common prickly gecko), 2451 nucleotides. RefSeq names its product zinc finger protein 362 (gene ZNF362). The record is from RefSeq and is a predicted model, not a curated record. NCBI's taxonomy places the organism in Eukaryota, Metazoa, Chordata, Lepidosauria, Squamata, Gekkonidae. Gene Ontology annotation, biological process: negative regulation of transcription by RNA polymerase II. Gene Ontology annotation, molecular function: DNA-binding transcription repressor activity, RNA polymerase II-specific. The transcript has 10 exons. The coding region runs from base 395 to 1606 and encodes 403 amino acids.
AGCCCAUUUUCUUCCUUGCAGACGGAUCGCUGGCUGGGUUGCAAUUUGAAAGUGGAGCAUGUGUAUUGAAAUGCCAGGUUUGCUGAGGAAUACUUUGGAAAUUUGCUAUAUGGGAGUGGAAUGUGCUAUUUUCAUAGUGUGGAAUCUGCAGCUAUAAAGAAUGCCAAGCGAGACAGAGGGGGCCUCAAAAGCAGGGGAGUCCCACAUGGGACCCUAGCUUGUAUUAACAGCACUUUGGUAGGAACUGGCGAAGGCCUGUGAGCCCCCCAACCCCAGGGACUGGUGCUUGUACCUGCCGGCACCAGCAGGGGACCGUCUGCCGCCCGCCAGCCUGGAGCACCAUCUACACGUCUCCCCAGGCAGCUGCGGCCACCGGGCUUCCGAGGCCAGCCUGAUGGCGGAGCCGCGCUUUAACAACCCCUACUUCUGGCCUCCUCCUCCCACCAUGCCCAGCCAGCUGGACAACCUGGUUCUGAUCAACAAAAUUAAGGAGCAGCUCAUGGCAGAGAAGAUCCGGCCGCCGCACUUGCCACCAACUUCAGUGUCUUCCCAGCAGCCCCUGCUGGUGCCUCCCUCGCCUGCAGAGGGCAGCCAGUCGAUUAUGUCCAUUCCUAAGCUACAGCAGGUCCCUGGGCUGCACCCCCAGGCUGUCCCGCAGCCCGAUGUGGCCCUGCACGCUCGUCCAGCCACCAGCACCGUCACAGGUCUGGGACUGGGUUCCCGUGCCCCCGCCGUCAGUACCUCAGAAUCCAGUGCCGGGACAGGCACCAGUACCCCCUCCACGCCCACCUCAACCAGCCAGAGCCGCCUCAUUGCCUCCUCGCCUACCCUCAUCUCAGGGAUCACCAGCCCCCCUCUCUUGGACUCCAUCAAGACCAUCCAAGGUCACAGCCUGCUGGGGGCCCCCAAAACAGAACGAGGACGCAAGAAGAUAAAAGCUGAGAACCCGUCGGGGCCCCCCGUCCUUGUGGUGCCCUACCCUAUCUUAGCCUCGGGUGACAUUGGAAAAGAGGGCAAGACGUACAGGUGUAAAGUGUGCCCUCUCACCUUCUUCACCAAGUCAGAAAUGCAGAUCCACUCCAAGUCGCAUACCGAGGCCAAGCCCCACAAGUGCCCACACUGUUCCAAGUCCUUCGCCAACGCCUCCUACCUGGCGCAGCACCUGCGCAUCCAUCUGGGCGUCAAGCCCUAUCACUGCUCCUACUGCGAGAAAUCGUUCCGCCAACUCUCCCACCUCCAGCAACACACAAGAAUCCACACCGGUGACAGACCCUACAAGUGCCCACAUGCGGGCUGUGAAAAAGCAUUCACGCAGCUCUCCAACCUCCAGUCUCACCAACGGCAGCACAACAAGGACAAGCCCUACAAGUGUCCAAACUGCUACCGGGCCUACACGGACUCUGCCUCGCUCCAGAUCCACCUCUCCGCGCACGCAAUCAAGCACGCCAAGGCCUACUGUUGCAGCAUGUGCGGGAGGGCCUACACUUCGGAGACCUAUUUGAUGAAACACAUGUCCAAACACACAGUGGUUGAACAUCUAGUGAGUCAACAUUCUCCUCAAAGGACGGAAUCUCCUGGCAUCCCAGUGCGAAUCUCUCUCAUCUGAAUCUUGGGGAGCCCCCUCCCCUGAGCACGGCCCCUCUUGAAUUACAGAGCUGAGGGGGAAGGACAGGACAGCUUGGAAUAAGGAUCACAGGAACCACAGCUUCUUCCGGGCACCACCACCCCCCCACGGUCCUUGGGUGCCUGCCUGCUACGUCUCCCCCUUCACGGCCAGGACAAAGAGAUGGGAGUCCGGACAAGCAACCCGCCUCGAGCUGGGGAGUUCCUCCUUCGAUUUUGGUGGCAGCCAAAGACAGUUCCAGAGCACUUUGAACCUCUGUGUCUCUCCCCUCACCCCAUCUUGCUUUUGGAUCACCUCCAGCCUUUUGAAAGCCCUGGUCCAGUUCGUCCUUCCCGGUUUUAUUUUUUCCACUUGGUUUAUUAGAUACAAGCCCACACCUUUAUUAAUUUAUUGGCCCCCACACUUGAUGCAGUUACCCAAGAGGGCACCAACCCUUUCUGGACUCUUUUUGGAGAGGUGCUGGAUGCGAUCUGUGGAGACACCCACAGGCUUUCCCAAGGGUGAACAGCAGCAAGACCAGAGUAGCUAAGACGCCGCGGGACCCUCGGGGCGAAGGUGUCUGGCCGGGGGCCGCAAACCCUGCUUGAAGCGAUUUGAGGAAGGAGGCAGGUGCCCCGGACUAGAAAGAAGCUGGCCUUUUUUUUGUGGAAGGAGAGUAGCUUUUGGAAGAUUGACUAGAGCGUGACACAGCUGGAGAGAACCUGGAGGAGAGCGGGCGGGAGAAAACAGUGACUGUACAAGGCAGGUCACCACUGCCACCCUUGCUGCAUUUUAGCCUUGAGAAUCCCCCCUCUUCAGAAGGGAAAUGAAUAAAAACUGCAUUCAGC